This is a messenger RNA of Penicillium oxalicum, 777 nucleotides long. RefSeq names its product 40S ribosomal eS19 domain-containing protein. Lineage: Eukaryota; Fungi; Ascomycota; Eurotiomycetes; Eurotiales; Aspergillaceae. The coding region runs from base 1 to 777 and encodes 258 amino acids. Gene Ontology annotation, cellular component: cytosolic small ribosomal subunit; ribosome. The record is from RefSeq and is a predicted model, not a curated record. Gene Ontology annotation, biological process: translation; ribosomal small subunit assembly. Gene Ontology annotation, molecular function: RNA binding; structural constituent of ribosome. The transcript has 5 exons.
AUGGGUGGUGUUUCCGUUCGCGAUGUGGACGUGUGCGUGGUUGCGGACGAUGGAUCGAUUCAUCUUGAGGAAGGGCAUAAGCGGCAGAGGCACGCGAAGAAUGCGGGCCUAAGUGAAUUCGGCCGACGUUGGUCCUGGGUGGAUUUGAUAUGUAUCCAAAUCAGCUCCGCUGACUACGACUGUGUCAACAAAAAUCUGCACAUGGGCGGGCGCAAGGGGAAAAUUGGCAGUAUACUUGCGAUCUGCCGGGUUGAGCUGGGUCGAGUCGCAAUCGGAUAUGCAAAUGCCUUUUCACGACGAAAUCGAUAUUUCCGCCACCUCAGCACACCUUGCACGAGACCACGCGUGGAUCGCAAUGCUCAGAAGUUCAUUGCCGCCUACUCGGCUUUCCUGAAGCGUCAGGGCAAGCUCCCCAUCCCCGGCUGGGUUGACACUGUCAAGACCUCUGCCUCCAAUGAGCUUCCUCCCCAGGAUGCUGACUGGUUCUACGUCCGUGCCGCCGCUGUCGCUCGUCACAUCUACAUGCGCAAGACUGUCGGUGUUGGCCGUCUCCGCAAGGUCCACGGUUCCACCAAGAACCGCGGUGCCCGUCCCGCCCACCACGUCGAUGCCUCCGGUUCCGUUGACCGCAAGGCCCUCCAGGCUCUCGAGAAGAUCGGUGUCCUCGAGGUUGAUGAGGAGAAGGGUGGCCGCCGCAUCACCCAGUCCGGCCAGCGUGAUCUUGACCGUAUCGCCAAGACCACCGUUGACGAGGAUGAGGAGUCUGACGAGGAGUAA